Messenger RNA from Paramecium tetraurelia, 651 nucleotides. RefSeq lists its product as uncharacterized. The record is from RefSeq and is a predicted model, not a curated record. The transcript has 4 exons. Lineage: Eukaryota; Ciliophora; Oligohymenophorea; Peniculida; Parameciidae.
AUGAACUCUCAAAUUGACCCUCAUUUAGUUUAAAACACCGUAAUGUAGCUGAAUAAAGAGAAUAAUGAGUUGAAAUAACAAUUGGCUAAUCUCUAAAAGGAACUUGAGAAAUAAGUUCAACUGUCAAAGGAAGCCUUGGAAUGGAAGGAGAAAUAUGAUAGGCUUCAUAAAUAGAAUCACACAUUAGAUCAUGAAAAAAAAUAACUAUUAGAUGAGAAAAAGAAGUUAAUAGAGGAGAUUAAGAAUUUGGAAAAUUCUGUGCAAUAGUUGCAAGAGAAAACAAAAGAUUUAAAAGACUAUGAGUAAAUAAAGGCUAAUUCUAUAAAUGUUCAAUAGGACAAUUAAGAAUUAACUAGAGAAUUAGAAACAUUUAAAUAGAAAGCAUUGUUUGUAAUAAAACCAAAAACAGUAAUCGAAAACAUGAAGUAAUACUAUUCGUUGACUCUCUAAUGGGAAAGAAACAUAUAGAAUUUGCAAUUAACAUAUAAGUUAGAAAAUGAUGGUCUGGUCCUUGAGGGGUAUGGAGAAACUGGUGACAAAAAGAUUAUUUAUCAGCAGAUUUAUGAUUUAGGGAAAAAAAUACUGAAACAAAAAGACACACCCCUGAUAUCAUUGAAACAAUCUCAAAUGAUUUUGACUUUUGAAGUUUGA